CAUUUAUUAAUUUCACCUGUCAUGUAAAUCAAAAUAAAUUAUUUUGGAUUGAAAAAUUGUUUGUGCAACAUGUGAAUUUCAGUGUUAAAAUUCUAAUGUAGAUCUCCUUUCGGCCUCCACAAUAUUUAUUGUCAUUGUCCACAAUGAUUCGGCCGUUCAAUGUUUUAUUGUUUGGGGGACUACUUCUGAGUUUGUUCGAGAUUGAUACUUUCCUCGGCCAAGGGUUGGGGGACUCUAUUAAGAAGGCCUUUUGUACCGUAUUCUGUACAGUGAAGAAAGCCAUUCAAAACUCUGCAACCAGUGAAAUAGUUCAGAAACUUCCAUCCGUUGAAAUCCCUAUUGAUGUUUCUUUGUUCACUAUCGAAUUGUGUGCUCUGUUUUUGAGUAUGAUGUUUAUAUCCAAGUAUAGACAGUUGCGUUCCAAGGACCGCAUCGACGAGCUGCUGCAGGAGAGCAAAGAUGCAUUACAACAAACUAAUGCAUUCCUGCAAAAAUGGCAGAACCGGAGAAAUAUGGUACCUGAAUGUCCGUAUCUCUACGAAGACUUGAACGCCGUGUCCCCCACUUUUGAAGUUCCCAUACUACAGAUGGCUAUUAUUGACUCAAAAUCCAACCAGCUAGAAAGAGGCGAUGCUGGUGACAACAUCACCGUGACCAACACAACACUACAAUCGAUACUCGAUGACGACAUCGAUUCUAUAGACAAUGGCAACUCUGAAGACCUCAGGAAUGUCGACCCCACGUAUCGGUACCUGUGGGAUGUAGUCGAAGAAGACGCCGAUCGAAUUGAUGACUUGUAGUGAACUGUACUUUUUGUGAACAAUAAAUUUUGUGUUAAAAUCUGGCAAAAUUUCGUGUUA
Messenger RNA from Plutella xylostella (diamondback moth), 860 nucleotides. RefSeq lists its product as uncharacterized. The record is from RefSeq and is a predicted model, not a curated record. NCBI's taxonomy places the organism in Eukaryota, Metazoa, Arthropoda, Insecta, Lepidoptera, Plutellidae.